Caenorhabditis briggsae is the source of this 933-nucleotide messenger RNA. Gene Ontology annotation, cellular component: nucleus. Bases 1 to 933 code for a protein of 310 amino acids. Gene Ontology annotation, molecular function: ubiquitin protein ligase activity. The transcript has 4 exons. The record is from RefSeq and is a predicted model, not a curated record. NCBI's taxonomy places the organism in Eukaryota, Metazoa, Nematoda, Chromadorea, Rhabditida, Rhabditidae.
AUGACGCGCCACGGAAAGAACUCCACAGCAGCCUCGGUUUACACCUACCAUGAGCGACGAAGAGACGCAAAAGCGAGCGGGUAUGGAACUCUUCAUGCUCGUCUCGGUGCAGACUCGAUUAAGGAGUUUCAUUGCUGCUCACUGACUCUUCAGCCAUGCAGAAAUCCAGUAGUUUCUCCAACUGGCUACAUUUUCGACCGUGAAGCGAUUCUUGAAAACAUUCUGGCACAGAAGAAGGCGUAUGCAAAGAAACUCAAAGAAUACGAGAAACAAGUGUCUGAGGAGAAGGCUGUAGAAGUGCAAGCUUUGGGACAAGCAGAAGCUUUCACUAAAAAAACACAGUUUUCGGCCAUCGAAAGUACUCCUAGCAGGACUGGAGCAAUAGGAACUCCAAAAGUUGAGGCAGGAUCUUUGAAGCGGACUGGAGGCGUGAUAUCAAGUGAAAUAGCCGCAAAAGUGAAAGCCCAUGGUGAGGAAGGAACAAUGUCAAACAUGAAAGGAGAUAAAAGUACUGCUCUUCCUAGUUUCUGGAUACCAGAACUGAAUCCAACUGCUGCUGCUACCAAACUGGAAAAGCCAAGUUCGAAAGUUCUGUGUCCGGUUUCGGGAAAACCAAUCAAAAUGAAGGAGUUAUUAGAAGUGAAGUUCACUCCAAUGCCAGGCACAGAAAAUUCAGCAAAGCCUAAAUUUGUGUGUCCAGUUACCAGAGAUGAAUUGACAAACACUACGAAAUGCGCGUAUCUCAAGAAAUCAAAGGCUGUUGUCAAGUUUGACGUCGUGGAAAAGUUGAUAAAAGGAGACGGAGUGGAUCCAAUCAACGGAGAACCAAUGGGCGAAGAUGAUAUCAUCGAGCUGCAAAGAGGAGGAACCGGAUAUGCUGCUACGAAUGAGGUCAAGGCGAAGUUGAUCAGACCCCAACUCGAACUACAGUAA